AUGGCUUGCCGCCCUUGGCCCGUUUCGCUCGUGGCAUUUCUGCUGUCAUCGUGCUUACACUGCUGUGAGAGUGUUCUGAUAGAAGGUCACUCAGCUUCAGUCCGAACUGGUUUGAAGUCUUCCCACUCCGUGGUGCUCAAGCGUGCCAACCACACAGUGGCGCAGAAGUUGAGUAGGGCCAGUAGAUUGCAGGCAUUUAGCAGUGUGGAUGCGUUAAGCUCGGUGGUGCACAAGACUGCGUACUAUGGCAACAUCCACAUUGGUCAUCCAGAGCAAACCGCAACGGUAGUAUUCGACACAGGUAGUGGGAACUUGAUGGUGCCCUCCACUUUGUGCGAUGACGCUGCAUGCCUGAGGCACAAGCGUUUCGAUGCCUCUAAGUCUGCUUCAGCAGUGAACAUGCAGUCAGAUGGAUCGAAAGCCGGUGCCAACGACCAGCGCGAUCAACUCACCGUGACCUUUGGAACCGGUGAGAUCACCGGUGUUUUCUUGAAAGACGACGUUUGCAUUGGCAAUUUGUGCGCCAACAUGAACUUCAUUGGAGCUUCCCAUGAGACCGCGGAGCCCUUUGGAUCUUUUGACUUUGACGGAGUCUUGGGCCUGGCUCUCUCUGGAAUGACGCAGGGGCCACAUUUCAGCAUCAUGGAUCGAAUGGAGGCCGCAGGCAACCUGAAGCAUCCCAUCUUCGCAGUGUUCCUGUCGGACUCCGACAGUGAAGAUUCAGAGAUCACCUUCGGAGACAUCAAGCAGGAGAGGAUGGUGGGCGACAUGUUUUGGGUUCCGGUCUCCCGGCAGACAGGUUAUUGGCAGGUGCAGAUGGAAGAUAUUGCCAUCGGCAACCAGCAGCAAAAGCUCUGCUCCGACUGCCAGGUGGCUGUGGAUACCGGCACCUCCAUGCUGGCCGGGCCCAGCAGGGUGAUCCACGAGCUCACGAGGCGACUUCGAGUGGCACCAGAUUGCUCCAACUACCAGGAUCUUCCAGACCUUGGCUUCGUAGUGGCGGGCCAUGUGAUGAAUCUGAAACCCUCGGACUAUGUGGACAAGUCUGCUGGCAGCUGUUCUCCUUCCCUCAUGAGCCUGGAUGUGCCACCUCCGAAUGGCCCUCUCUUCAUCUUUGGGGAUCCCUUCCUGCGGAAGUUCUACUCCGCCUACGAUCUGCGCCGCCAGCGUGUGGGCUUUGCCGUGGCACGCCACGUGGGAGUGCCAGAAGAGAAGGCCCAGGCCUUACUGGUUUCAUUGAGCUCUGGCAAGGUCCAGAAGGCAGGUGCCUUCCUGUCUGCCAACGCUUUCAAGGGCAUCCAGGGCGAGAACAUGAGAUACAUCCAGGGUGAGUCGGGCAUGAAGAUCCACGUUGAGGACUUUGUGGUUGGUUCGGGUGAGAUGGCUGAGCAGGUCGUAUCUUGCGCUGGACCGCUGAGGGGGCUGGAAGUGGUGGUUUCCUUCCUCUUAGAGAAGGUCGCCGAGGUGUCUUCUCAGCCAUGGUUUAGGGACUGGGCCUUUAAUCACAAAGCUUGCCCCGGAGGAAUUCCAGGGCAGGCGCCGAAGGGUGGCGCUGGUGGCCAUGGUGGCCUGAAGGGUGGCCUGAAGGGGCCACCAGUUGGAGGCUGCAGCCUGGGUGGCUAUGGUCCAGCAGGAUAUGCCAAAGGCGGCAAGGAUGCAGGGAAGAUGGGUGGCAAAGGCUAUGCUUCAGCCCCUGUGACGCCCGCGGCUGGCAUGCAGCUACUGAAAGGUGCCCUUUCAGCGCUGCCCAGCGAGCUGGCAAAUCCCAUGGACCAAUCGCAAGUGGUGCAGUACCUUUGCCCCGCCAAUUUGGUGGCAAACGUUGGCAAUUCUCUUCUGGAGAUUUCAGGUGCCACCGCGACGCACAUUGACGUCCGAGACGCGCCGGGAAAUCCUGCGGAGAAAGCUAUCACAAUCAGUGGCAAUGCUGUUGGCUGCUGUGUGGCCUAUUUGCACGUGGUGUCAAGAUUCUCCGGUGUCCAGCCGGGAGGCCGAGAGAUGAUGCAACCGGUGCAACAAAUGCAGCAAGGUUUCAAUGCACCUGCUGGAGCCGGCAUGAACUGCAUGGGUGGCAUGGGCAACAUGUGUGGGAUGGGUGGCAUGAACAUGGGCUGCAUGGGCAACACGGGCAACGGUGGCAUGUGCUGCAUGGGCGGCAUGGGUGGAGCGGGAAGCAUGGGCGCGAUGGGCAAUGCGGGCAACAUGGGCAACAUGGGCAACACAGGCAGCAUGGGCAACAUGGGCAUGGUCGGUUCUGGCAGUUUCCUGUGAGCCCCGGGCAGCCCCAGCUCGUGGCGGUGGACGUGACCGUGGUCACCGUGGUCGGUUGACUCUGGUCGACACGGCUGCGGCCCAAAGAGGGGGGAUCCCCAGGCCGCAGCGUGCGCAGGAGGUGUCCCAUUCCCGGGCUUGUCGCGUUCGAAAAG
This is a messenger RNA of Cladocopium goreaui, 2426 nucleotides long. Lineage: Eukaryota; Dinophyceae; Suessiales; Symbiodiniaceae. The record is from the annotation of a GenBank genome assembly.